Molecule: messenger RNA, 735 nt
Organism: Moneuplotes crassus
Lineage: Eukaryota; Ciliophora; Spirotrichea; Euplotida; Euplotidae
Source: the annotation of a GenBank genome assembly
UCGAGUAAUAUUUAUGGAAAAGAGGAGUCGUUUUAGUCAUUACGAUGAGCCAGGUAUGUCUUAAUUCAACCUACUUCCAUCUCACAUGUUCUAGAUCAGAUAUUUGGAGGUCUUCCUGACUGAAAAUUUUGCAAGAUUGGGUAUAUGAGAGAAGAAAGGCUCUAUACAAGGAUAAAGAAGUAAUUGUGUUUGCAGAUAAAGACAUGAAAGCUAAAAUUCACCUCCAAGUUGUACCUUUUAGGCACAUUCAGAACAUAUUUGCUUUCCAGAAGCAAGAUGUUGUACUUAUAGAGAAAAUGAAGGAAAUUGGAGCAACAAUUUUGUAUGAAAAUGGCUGCCGCCGAAGAGAUAUUGUGCUAGGCUUUCACAUUCCUCCUUAUACAUCAGUAGAUCAUCUGCAUAUGCAUGCAGCAGCGAAGGUUUUUCCUAGAUACAGAAGAAAAUGCUUCGGAAAAGCAAUGGCACCGGUUAAAAAGGUCAUCCAAUAUUUGAACAGAUUUGGCUCGGUAAAAGAGAAAUAUCAGAGAAGAAGGAAUCCCUCCAAACGCCGGUAUAGAAGCCAUGAUAGAUAUGACCAUCACCGGAGACAUAGGCAUAGGCAUUAUAGAAGAGAUGAAGAGGAAAGUAAAAAACCAGAUUUUGAGAAGAGACAUAAGCAUAGAAGAAGGAGAAGUGGCACGACUAAGAGAACUAAUCAUUUUAGUUAAUUAUUAGAGCCAUUUACUAUUUAUCCAA